AUGAUUAUUACUUGGUUAACGAAACAAAUUCAUUCAGCAUCUUGUAUCUUAUUAUCUCGUUUGUUCCUAUCAUUCUUUUUACCUUAUUGUCAACGUUUGUUUCGUUCGAAUGCUGUGUCGGCCGUAUGGAAUUAUAAUAAACUCCAAUAUCAACGCGUUAAAGAAUUAAUGCAGAAUCUACAACAACAGGAAGAACCAUUGGAACAAGCUCAAGAAUGGAUCUGGUUAGAUCGGAACUGUAUUGAUGCUUAUAGUUAUUGUCCGUUAGAAGAUGAAGUUUCAGUUGGUUCAGAUUUUCUCCCUACUUUGUCUCAUCAAACCGAACAUCUUAGUUGUGGUAUAUGGAUGGAAACUUCACUUUUCCUCAUUCAUGCUCACCAUCAACAACGUGCUAAAAAUCUUCCUCUACUCGGUCUUUAA
Molecule: messenger RNA, 420 nt
Organism: Didymodactylos carnosus
Lineage: Eukaryota; Metazoa; Rotifera; Eurotatoria; Philodinida; Philodinidae
Source: the annotation of a GenBank genome assembly